AUGAAAGAUGAGGUUGUAAUUAUAUACUCAGAUGAAACCAAAAGAUCUUUUAAUUUUCAAAUUGUAGAAUCAAGUAAAGAUAUGAUAGAUCUUAAAAGUGAGAUAGCUAACAAACUAGAUAUAGUACUUGAGGUUAGUGAAGUAUCUAGUCAAGGAAAUAACAAAUAUAAGAUCAAAUUUGAUGAACUAAAAGUGCUAUUAAAUGAAGAAAAUAUUAAUGUUAAUCUAGAGGUACAAGAGUUACAAGAACCACUUCAAAAUAAUAAUAUUAAUCUAGAGGCACAAGA
This is a messenger RNA of Scutellospora calospora, 287 nucleotides long. NCBI's taxonomy places the organism in Eukaryota, Fungi, Glomeromycota, Glomeromycetes, Diversisporales, Gigasporaceae. The record is from the annotation of a GenBank genome assembly.